CCACGGACUGCCCCACAAGCACCACCGAAACCCCCAUUCCUCUUCAAUGACACUCCAGCUAUAACUCAGGCCGAGUUCCACGAAUGCACCACCCCCUGGUCUUUAAUCUACGGCUGCGAUAAUGUCCAACAGAACCCUCUUUCACUCCGUGAGGACAACCAUCGGACCAAACAGAGGCACCACCAAAAGUGCAACUUACUAUGGCGUGUACUUCUACCCAUACACCAAACCCACCGACGAUCCGGUCUUUGCCGUAGUUGGUGGUCCAGAAACUAUCAUCGCAAGACCACAUCCUACGAAAGGUCUCGAAGUAAUACAGUACUUUCUCGACGACCUCAGAUUCAACGAGUCACUAUGCACCGCUUCGUGGACCAAAGACCUGAAAACCGGUGACCCCCUGAUCGCCGUGGGCGGACAAGCCGGAAUUAUCAAAAUCCUGAACGUCAAGACAGGUAAGGUCACACAAACUCUCAGCGGUCACGGCGACGAGAUUAUGGAGAUUCUCACAUCGCCGAAGAGCCAAAAACUCCUGGCCUCCGCAUCCGCCGACUCCACCGUCCGGAUCUGGAGCCUGGACCCCGCCCAUACCCGGCAACCGUGUGCACUGAUAUGCGCGGGCGAGGGCCACAGAGAGACUAUCCUCUCCAUAGCUUUCCACUCCUCCGGUCGAUACCUCCUGUCCGGCGGCAUGGACCAUAUCGUAAACCUGUGGGUCCUGCCCGACCUCCCAGACGAGUCCGCGGGUGGGGACAAGCCCAUAACCCUCAUGUACCCACACUUCUCCACCUCGAUGAUCCACUCAAACUACAUCGACUGCCUCGCUUUCCACGGCGAUUACAUCCUCUCGAAAGCAGCGCGGGAGAGUAAAAUCGUCCUCUGGGCUAUCCAAAAUUUCACCUCCCGCCUCCCCCCUCCUGCCCGGGACAAAGCACCCACAACACAUGAGUGGCGCGCCACGCGCUCCGCCUUCGGCGGCGGCUUCGACCGCCUACUGCAAUUCUCCAUCCCAGACACGGAGCCGUUCUUCAUGCGCUUCGGGAUAUUCGCACGCGCGUGCGCAGACACGUUCUUGGCCAUGGGCAGCACGAGUGGGAGGGUCCAUAUGUGGAAUCUGCAGCGCACGGAGACGUGUGGCAAGAGUCCGGGCGAUACGGGUACUCGGGAUGGUAGGGAUACGACUACCCCCAGUGAGAGGGGGAGCCCCGCGGUUACCAGCGCCGAUCUAAAUACUACGGGCCUUAUCGCCGGUAGUGAUAGGGGACCCUCCACUGCUGUUGCUGCACCUCCCGCUCCUGCCGCUCCAUCCGCUAAGCUCCCGUCGAUUCGAGGUGACGCCUUGGGCGACCCACUCGCCGUCAUUAAAGCACACUACACGCUCGAAAUCCCAAGAAUUAAGACCACAAUCCGACAUGUCGCCUAUAGCCUCUCCGGAGAGUACAUGGUCUGCGUUGGUGAGGGUGGAAAUAUCGUGAUUUCAAGGAAGGAUCCGACCGUGAAGACUUGAAGAAGACUUGGUAUCGUACUACAGUUGUAAUUGUCAUUUAUGGCUAUCUAGGGCUUGUUGAUUGGUUCGUCGCUGGUGUCGCAUCUUUAUCUUGUGGGUUGGAGUGUGUUUUUGUUUUCGUUUUUGUGGGUUCUUGUGUUGGCUGCUAGCUAGAUAGCCGAGGUCGUAUAUAAUUUAUACAUUGAG
Messenger RNA from Tuber melanosporum (Perigord truffle), 1690 nucleotides. RefSeq lists its product as uncharacterized. The record is from RefSeq and is a predicted model, not a curated record. Bases 122 to 1504 code for a protein of 460 amino acids. Gene Ontology annotation, molecular function: nucleosome binding; protein binding. Gene Ontology annotation, cellular component: ESC/E(Z) complex. The transcript is spliced from 2 exons. NCBI's taxonomy places the organism in Eukaryota, Fungi, Ascomycota, Pezizomycetes, Pezizales, Tuberaceae. Gene Ontology annotation, biological process: negative regulation of transcription by RNA polymerase II.